UAGAAUGUAUUGCCGCGUUGGGGAGCGGUACCAGGACACUUGUGUUGUGCAACGUCGACAAUUUGGUGGAGGUAGCGUUAUGGUGUGGGGUGGAAUAACAGCACUGGGAAGGACCCCUUUACAAAUUACAAAUAUAUAUAUCAACCCAUGCAUCCAAUGUUUUGUUUGUAACAAGAGUCCUUACGAGUCAUUCAAUGUAAAAAUAAAUUAAGAAUAUACUCACGUACCUCAUUGUGAAUAACGAUUUAGUUUAUGCUUUUGAGUGUUCGUUACCAUGGCAACCAGGCUUGACCUAAAAUGGUCCUUUUGAAAGUCCUGAUUUAAUGAAAUACAGCAUAUUUAACCCCAAUAUUUCUUUUCAAGAAAAAAUGUUUUUAAACUUAAAAGUAUUCAUAAAUUAUCAAUUAUCAACAUAAUCAAGAAUCAAAUGUAUUGUCUCAAGUAUUAAAAGCUGGUAGAAGUAUAAAAAUAGCCAAUGUUGUGUUUUCCAUGAUACUGAUAAACACCAUUUCCCACAAUUUCUAUUGGAUUUAUCCAUUUAUUCCUAGAUAGGUUUUUAAAAAAAAAAAGACUUGAAUUUAAUCAUAUAUUAACUAUAGUCUCUCAUAUGCUGUAAAUUCCUAAAAUGUGUCUCUCAGAAUACUGGAGAAAUUCGAAAAGUUAAGACUAAUGUAUUCAUUAAUUCAAUGUAAUUUACAAGAUAUCGAACUGUGGACAACUUCUCAAAAAAUGUCAAUGCUGACUUUAUGCUACUGUCUUUUGUCACAAGUAAGAUAGCGCUUAUCUACAGUUUGAUAAGAGCGCAGAAUUCUUAAGUCAUUUUACUUCCAUGCCUGCGACAGUGAUACAAUAUGGCUAUCAUUUUACUUCUAAUAACGACCGUGUCUGUGGUCAGUGGAGCGAAUCCUGAUGGCUGGAGGGAAGAAUUGGAGAGACGUUUGUCUUUGGUAGAGGAAUCCAACGCCCAUCUUCGUAACGAGAACGAAAAGUUAAAUUCAAUGGUUCUUAACAUCCAACGCGAAAACAGAGAAAUAAAACGAGAUUUUAAAGAUUUAAGGGAACAAUUAAAUAACUGUGAAAUGAUGUCCGACACUAGGAUGACUAUAGAUUCACAACAGGAAGAGAUUGUCGAAAACCUUUCCGAAAGACCCACGCGUGGGAUCCAUCUUGGAAAGAACCAACCAGUUUCAAGAAUAAUUCCUCCCGACACAUACCCGAUCUCUGCCGUGGCUUUCUACGCCUAUCUCUCGAAGAAUUCUCCUCCAAAUCUUUCGCCCCACCAUCUGAUAGUCUAUGACGUCAUUAAAAUCAAUCGAGGUAAUGCGUACAAUGGAGGUGAUGGGAUCUUCAUCGCACCUGUAACUGGACUGUACGCCUUCCAUAUCUCUGUAUGUGUGACUGAAGGCAGAGAAAUUCCUUGGGCGAGUCUUGAAAUAACUGUGAAUGGAAAUAUCAUUGGCUCAACUUUUGAGGAAGGUCUAGCUACAGCUGGUGGAUAUCAUUGUAGUGGCACUCUAGUAUUAUCUGAUGUAAAUGUUGGCGACCAUGUCUUUGUCAGAACAGAGGAAGUUACCCGCGGGCCAAUACACAGCGAUUCCCGUGGCAGAACCUCCUUCUCUGGAUGGCUGUUGUAUAAAUAAGCCUACAUGUGUAUGUUUAUAUGAUUUUGCCAAUCAGAAUCUCUUCAAUAUUAUCAAGAAAAUACACAUAUUGAGAAAUUAAUUUUCGGUGGUUUAAUUCAAUUUUACUUUCAAAGGACAGAGUUCCUUAGUAAAGAUAAUGUAUAACUAAAACAAUAGCCACUGAUCAAUGUAAGGUAUUGCUAAGCAGCAGCACAAAUUCCACAAGAACAUUGCAGCUCAAAUAAAUUUGAUAUGACAAAAA
Molecule: messenger RNA, 1884 nt
Organism: Ostrea edulis (European flat oyster)
Lineage: Eukaryota; Metazoa; Mollusca; Bivalvia; Ostreida; Ostreidae
Product: complement C1q-like protein 4
Exons: 3
Coding region: 852-1640 (262 amino acids)
Molecular function (GO): protein binding
Source: RefSeq, a predicted model, not a curated record